UCUGUGGCUUUUGAUUAUAUUAUUUUUCGGGAGGGUUUUGAGGCAACCAUAGAGCUGGACUUGUUGGAAGUACCAGAAGGUGGUUUCAGCAUGCAGAUGUGUGGGUACAGAACUGCUCAGAAGAACUAUUAUACUUUCAUUGACAAGAAUUGUGACUGUGAUAGCUUUGUCAGCUCGACCGGUAGAUUCCCGCAGUAUUUUGUGGCAGCUGUGCACAUGGAUGACUACUUUCUCGUGGACUUUGUGGAAGGAAAAUCACCUCUUAUUUUCAAACCAACUCUUCAUGGCAGCAAAGAAAAAGAGUACUCUUUCGAACACGGCGCUGUGGUGUCCGUCAAAGUGUCCUGGUCCACAGCCUGGUACUGCUGACAAUGUAAUGCUGAGUAAUAGUCGUUGAUGUUUUAGAAUCGGCUCUGCCAUCGUUUAUUAACGCUGCUCUUAUAUCUGAAACACUUUCACCGCCGCCAACCAGUCAGGACCGGACAUGUCUGAACUCGCCUGCGGCGGCUGCUUCACCAUGCUCGUGUACAACCGCGGCGCCACCAACAUUCGCUGCCCGCACUGCGGGAGGGUCAACUCGACAAGAUCAGCAGCGAACCAGAUUGGUCACCUGUCAUGCGGGCAUUGCCGGACUACUCUGGCGUACCCAUCGGGAGCCUCGACGGUCGGAUGCCCAACUUGUCGCUGCGUCAAUCCUGUCAGGAACAACUCUGGUGGCUCUGCACGGCCUGCACCAUCGGAUGCUCGGCCCCAGACGGUUCUGGUGGAGAAUCCUAAGACGCUGGAUGAAAAGGGCAAACUGGUGAGCAAUGUCGCCGUUGGUGUCACCUCGUGGAAAAGAUGACCAAGAACUCCUCCGCGGCAUCAUCCCAAGGAUCUACUGAUAAACCCUUGGUGAUGGACAUGUAAAACUAUCAUAAUCAAACUAAUGUGAAAUCAAGUGUGUUUUGAAGCUUGAUAUAAAAAAAAUGUAACAGUUGAGCAGCAAAAGAUCUGAAAAUGUAAAUAUGCUAGCAGUGUGCGCUAGCCU
Panicum virgatum (switchgrass) is the source of this 1030-nucleotide messenger RNA. Its product is annotated as protein LOL4-like. NCBI's taxonomy places the organism in Eukaryota, Viridiplantae, Streptophyta, Magnoliopsida, Poales, Poaceae. The transcript has 6 exons. The record is from RefSeq and is a predicted model, not a curated record. Bases 485 to 844 code for a protein of 119 amino acids.